Paramecium sonneborni is the source of this 4279-nucleotide messenger RNA. The record is from the annotation of a GenBank genome assembly. NCBI's taxonomy places the organism in Eukaryota, Ciliophora, Oligohymenophorea, Peniculida, Parameciidae.
AUGGAAGAAACUAAAUUUCAUUAAUUGAAGAAGACAUUCAUUUAAAAGAAUGCAAAUUAAAAUUCUGAAAGGUUAAUAAAGCUGAAUACUUAAUAUUCUUAAUAUUAAUCUUCAAGUUAGAGAGUGAAAACAGAAAUGAAUUAAGCUUCUUUAAGUUCAAGAUUAGAAAAAUCUAAAACUAUUUCUUAGUCUGUAUGAAAUGUAGUGAUUAUUAAAGACAUAUUAUUAAUCCCCUUUAUUAAGAGAUGGACAGCUUGACUAAAUUGAUAGAUUAAAGAGGAUGGAUAAAAAUGAUUUUUUUGGUUAACUGAAUAGUUAGGAUCCAUAUAGAUAUCCGAAAAAACUAGAUGAAUUACCAUGGAAUCCAUCAAAAAGUACAAUAUAGAAAUAAAGAAGAUAGAGAUUUCCUAAGCUAAGGUUAUUCUACCAAUAGAUUAAGUAGAUAAGGUUAUACCUUUAUCUAAGUUUUCCAGUAAUUUAACAAAGAGAGUGGUCAAAGAUAAAAUUCAUAGAGGCAUACCUUUAAAGUAUUAUAAUAAAUAGAAAACUAGACAUGAUGUUUAAAUGCUUGCUGAAUGGACAGAUUUAAUGUUAGAGUAAGCAGUAGAGAAAAACUAAGGUUAAUCAGCAAAUUUGUUUGAAGAUUUGUAAUAAAUAUUCACGCUUUGUUUAAAGGAAUUGAUAAGAUAGAUUUCGUUUGAUUGUAUUGAGAAAAGGUAUCUAAAGAUAUAUUUUAUAAAAAGUGUACUUUUAGAAAAGAUAUGGACAUAAUAUAUUGAAAUCAAUUAAUCAGUAUAUUAAUUAAUUCUUGAAUAAAAUAAUUCAUUAGAGAAGGAUCAUCUAUAAGAGGUAAUGAAGACACAUUAGGCUUAUUAAACUGAAAUAGAUAAAUAUUUGAUAAUUUUAAAGAAUUAAAAAUCAGAUAUGGAUUAAAUUAUGGAGAGAUUGAUGAAAUUAAAGGGAAAUACUAAAUAUUUAAAAAAAAAUAAUAGUUAUUUAAAUUCAUAAAUAAAGUCAUUGAAAGUAGAAAUGUAAGAUUUGAAAAAUGAAAAUAAACAAUAUUCUGAUUAAAUAGAGAAGAUUAAUGAAGAUUUACAUGAAUAUUAAAGAAAUGUAUAGCUUUAAUAUGAAUAAUUUUAAAUGUCAAAUUAAUAUUAGUCUAAAAUAGAGUAUGAAUAAGGUGUAGCUAAGAAGAAGAUAUUUAGAGCUGGAACAUAGAAAUAAUUAGUUAUUCAUUCUAUUCCUUAAUAUUAAUUGCCAGAAAUAUUACCAAUGAAAAGAAAAAGCUUUUAGAAUGUUGAAAAAUAACCAACUUAACAAGAAAAAUUACAAAAGAUUUUGAAUGACAGUGCUUCUUUUAGUGAUAUUGAAAUAUUAUUAGAAGAGAGAGCUACAGAUACAGAUGAUUUAAAUUAGAUAUUAUAAUUAAGAAAAGAAGUCGAAGUCUAAACUAUAGAAAAGAAAAGCUUAGCUAUUCAAUUACCAAAGUAUAUACUUAUAUUAACUUAUGUAGAUUUGUAUUAAAAGAUAGAAGAUAACAAAUUAUAUAGACAGAUAUAUCUUAUUUAAAUAAAUGUACUAAAUUUACUCAAACGGAAUUUUCAGAUGAACUUUUGGAAUCCAUUAAAUUAGAGGAAGAACAUUUAUUAUAAUUGCAUGAAGCAAUCUAAAAAGCAACAGAACAAUAUUAAAAAAUAUUAGAUUAAAUAGAAAAAGGAUAACAACCUAAAAUAAAAGAAUUAUUUGAUCAUAUGGAUGAAUUUUCUAAUUAAAUGAAAGAGAACCUUAAUAAAUAAAAAGAAGCAAGAACUAAUUUAAUUUUAGUGAAUAGUACAUUUAAAGAUGAAAAUAAUAGAAAAGAAGAAUAAUUAUAAUAAUAUGUAUAUUAUUAUUUUUAUAUUUAUUAAGUAAAAAAAAAUAUCAGAAUUAGAAAAAGCUAAUGAACUUGCUAAUUAAGAAAUGGGAGAAUUAGAGGCUUAAUUAGAAAUUUAUGAAAAAGUAUAUAAAAUAAUAUCUAUGGAUAGAUAAAUGAAAGAAUGGAGAAAAAAUAUUAAAAAAUGAAAUCUAUUAAAACAAAUAUGGUUGAAAAAUCAUAAACUCUUGUAGUUUAACUUACUUAAACUCAUAAAUUUGCUGAGAUUAUGAAAAAAAGAAUUUAAGAUAAAAGAUUGAGCACUUUAGGUCCUAUAUAAAAUAAUUAAAAAUCCAGAUAAUCAAACAUUUCGCCUUCAGGAGCUUAAAUAACUUAAUCAUCUAGUUAGCCUUAAAUUACAAUUUAACCAAUUUAGAGUGAGUAAUUAAUUUAAUUGGAAAAGAAAGAAGAAUUAUUGCCUAUACCUGAGAAAACUACAUUAAAGAAAUAAUCAAGUAAAAAAAAUUUAAUUUAAUAACCUCCUUAACAAUAAGCUAUGUUAUAUAGAUAAACUUAAUCUUAAAACACUUUAGAAUUACCUUAAUUACAAUAAGAUAAAUCUUUCACUUCUCAAUAUAACAUUUCAGUAAUUGAACCAGAUGAUAACUAAUUUGCAUCUUAAAGGUUUUCAUCUUAACAACCUAGUUAACAACAAAGUGAAGAUGUAUUUAUAUUUAUAAUAUUUUAAUAGGAAGGAACAGAUAUUUAAUUUACACCUAAAAGUAGAGGUUCUAAUUAAUCAAAACCUAGACCUACUUAUAAAAUUGUAAAAUUAUGUAAUUAUAAUUUAAAUAGUAAUUGCCUACAAAUUCAAAUUAAGGUACAAAAAAAGGGUCUAAAAUUUAAAAAAAAGGUUCUGUAAUGCCUCAACAAAAUGAUUAGGUUUAAUUCUUUUAAGAAACCAUAACUAAUUUUAUUAAUUAAAAUUUUACUUCGAGUGAUUCUGAUAGUGAUGACUCAGAGUUUAAUCUUAGAUUAGAGGAAAUAAAAUAAAGGAAAAGAAAAAUAGGAUAUACCAAAAAAUCAUAUUUUUCAUAAGUUCCAAGUAAUAUAAUUAUAAAUCAUAUUAUAGAAUUUUAGAAUAAAUAAUCAAUUGACAGUCCAGGAUUGAAUAUGGUAAAGAAUAAUAUUGUAAAAUAAUUGGCUACUAAAUUUGCAACAAACUAAAAGGAAAUAAAUUCAAAAAUGAAAAAGAGUACAGUCUUAAAAUUCAUAACUUAAUUUUAUGGUGAAAAGUUAAAAUAAACAUAAAAUAAAACUUCAUUACAUAUAAUUUGUUAUGAGUAUUUUUUUAAUACUUAUGGAUUUAAAAAUAUAGCAGAGUAAAAGUUGAUUAGCUUUUAUGAAUCAAUAUUUGUACAUAGAGACAAUAUUAGAAUUAAUUUAUUUGGUAGAUUCCUUCAACUUUAUAGUUCUUUAUCAGUAGAUGAUCUUGAGAUUUACAUUAAGACUUUAAAACAAUUAGAUGAUGAGAAUUAAACACUUGAUACAGAAAAAGUAUUAAUAUAUUUAAGAUAAGGGAUAAUUUAUUUUAGUAGAAAAAGCAAUAUAGAUAUUAGAACAGAUACAUUCAUCAAUUCCUUAAGAAUAUAGAAAUAAUAUAGUGUCAGAUAUUAAAAUGAAUUACAUAGAGAGAAACUUGAAACCAUUUAUAGAUUAUGACUAUUAUAUAAGUAGAAUUUUGACAGGUAAGAAAAUAGAAUGAUGAUUUAGGAUAUUAAAUUGUUAAGAAGAUGCAUAUGACUCAUUAUUAAGAAGUAUUCAAUUCUGCUGAUAUGGAUUUAGAUAAUAUGAUGGAGUAUUAAGAAUUCAAGAAAUUAUAUUAUUAUUUUGAAUCUUGUUAGGGUAACUAAAUUCCUGAAAGUAUAAUGGAAAGUUAAUUUAUAUCAAGAUGUGAUUUGAUAUCAAAUAAUGAAGGAGAAAGAGCAAUGUCUUUUGAUAGAUUCAUAACAUUUUCAAUAGAACAUAAUUUAUUUUCAGAAGAUAAGUUUACUGUAUUAAAAAUUAAAAUUUCGAAUAGAAUUUUGCUAACAGUGUUAUGGAGUAAGAUCCAAUAAAAAGUAUAGAAGAUUUACAUAGACUAUGGAAUGAUGUCAAAACAAGAUUGGGAAUUAGAGUUUAGUAUGCUGCUGAAGAUGAAAUAGAAUAUUUUUAAAGCAUCAUAAAAAAAUUAGAUAAAGUAGUAAUCUUUGAUUAAAAAAGGCAUUAACAAAUGAGGAUAAACGAUAAAGCAUAUGGAUUUCAUAUAGAAUUAUUGAUAAUGAUACUAGAUAGUUAUACAUUAAUAAAUUAGUUGAGAGUUUAAUUCCAGCAGAAUUCAAUGAGAUAAUUUAAAUAGAUGAUUAUUCUUCUGAAGAUAAUAAUUGA